AUGGACUAAGACAUUCUCAUCGAUUCUAAAUUUGAAGAGGAAUUUCGUUCAACAACGACGGCGGGCAUAUUUGGAGGACGGACUUUUCCAGUUUCCGUUAACAGGGCUAUUACUGAAUAGUAACAAAACGGCUCUGUUUCCUCUAUAUUGCGGCUAUCACCGGUGCAUUCGGGUUCUCCUAUGACAAAAAAAUGACUGCUUCAUCUGAGCACAAGGAUAUCAGGGUGUUGAACUCCAUAUUUAUUUGGUAAUUUGCUCCGUUUGGUUGCUCCCAGCGCGGUCAGUGCUGGCGCCGUCUCGCCGUGCCGCAGCUCCUAACGUCAAGUACAGGAAAGAUGGCGGAAGUCGAGAGGAAUGAGGAGCCUGCCAAAGACAAAGAUGAACUGCAGAGUCUAAAGGAGCUUGUGGAUGAACUGUAUAAUUUUAGAGACUGCUAUUUUGAGACUCACAGUGUGGAGGAUGCAGGAAGGAAACAAGGUGAUGUUGCAAAGGAGAUGGAGAAGACACUGCAGAAGGUGGAGGAGAUUGAAGAGCGCUUCAAACACAAAGCAGAGUUUCUGCUGCAGAAGGGCAGGUGUCUGAACAUCGCUCCGGGGUUCAGUGCUGUAGCUGAGGAGUGCCUCUCCCGGGCUGUGAAGUUGGAGCCCGUCCUGGUUGAGGGCUGGAACACUCUGGGGGAGCAGUACUGGAAAAAAGGAGACCUGAUGGCUGCAAAGAACUGCUUUACUGGAGCCUUGCAGCAGAGUAAGAAUAAAGUGUCCCUGCGCAACCUGUCUAUGGUAUUGAGGCAGCUGCCAGCAGGGGACAAUGAUACGCACACCAAGUGGGUGCUGGAGAGUGUGGAUUUGGCCCGGCAAGCUGUACAGCUGGAUGUCACGGACGGGAACUCCUGGUACAUCCUGGGUAAUGCCUACGUAUCUUUGUUUUUCACUUGUGGACAGAAUCCACAGAUGUCCCAGCAAGCUCUCAAUGCCUAUGCACAGUCUGAGAAAGUGGACAGAGCGGCCUCGUGUUACCCGGAGCUGCAUUUCAACCGAUCCACUCUGUUCCAGUAUGAGGAGAUGUUCACCUGUGCGCUCGGCGGCUACAGCCGAGCUGCAGCUCUUGACCCCCAGUGGGAGGAGCCUCUGGAAAGAGAGAAGCAGCUGCUGGAAUAUCUGGGGAAAGUCACAGAACUCAUACAGAACAAGGGGAAGGUGAAGGCACGUCGUUUACGGACGAUGCUGUCUAGCCUCAACACGUCGGCCCUAGGUCCCUGCUCCUCUCCUCAGUUCCGCUCGCCUACAGGCCGGGUGGGCAGCCUGGAGCCUCGAACCCUGUCCUCUCUCUCUCAAGGACACAAUGCAGGGGUGGCUGCCUUGGGCAAGGUGGUGUUCAGCCUGGCCUCCGAAGGCCGCAUGGCCUUUACAUUCGGUAUGGUGGACAGUGAAGAGACAUGCAUGGUGGUAAUGGUGUACAACACAGCAGACAGCUGGGGCGUCCUUAUAGGAGACACUGUAGUCAUUCCUGAACCUCACCUCAAACGCCAAAGCAUAACACAUAAGGACCAGUCUUUUGACUUCAGGAGUAUACGAGUGGACUCCCCUCUGCUUCUCAUUGUCAAUGGCAAGAGACAAAACAUCCAGAGUCAGAUUGCUGCUUCAGUCAGCUACAAGUCACAGAGUGAAUGAAUGGAGCAAGAAAAGAGGGGACAGAACUGGGGCCGGGAAUCUUAAUGUCUGAGAACCAGUGAGUGUGAAGAUCCCAAAGUGUGUGCCUGUUUUUUUUGUUUUUUUUUGUGUGUGAUUUUUGUAAAUAGAAGCCAACCAUUAUGUUACAUUUAGGCAAACACUUUGUUUAUAUUUAUAAAUAUUUCCCUUUUGUAUUCCAAUGUUGUGGAAGGGAGAGGAAGACAUUUUGUAAAAGAAUAACAAAACCUUGACUGUGAUGACAUUGUCAAACUAUGACUUCAUUAUAAUGUUUAAAAAAAAAAAAAAAAUCUGUAA
This is a messenger RNA of Myripristis murdjan (pinecone soldierfish), 1985 nucleotides long. RefSeq names its product tetratricopeptide repeat domain 5 (gene ttc5). The transcript has 9 exons. The record is from RefSeq and is a predicted model, not a curated record. Bases 336 to 1670 code for a protein of 444 amino acids. Gene Ontology annotation, molecular function: protein binding. NCBI's taxonomy places the organism in Eukaryota, Metazoa, Chordata, Actinopteri, Holocentriformes, Holocentridae.